AUGGCUCAGCCUCCAAGCAAGCGUCGUCGCGUUGAUGCAGCCGCCACACUAUCCAAGCCGUUCAAGUCGCCAAUGCGCAGGCCCGUCCCGGCAACCACAGCCGCAUCACCAGCUACACCCGUCACGACCAGGACCCUCAAUGACGCCCCAGCACUAGCUUCUACACCAGUCUCUAAUAUACCUACACACCUCCUCCCCGCCGAACAGAAAGCAAGCUCCCGCCCCCUCUCAACCCCAACCCGCUUCCGCUCCUCCGACCCCGACAUCCUCGCCCUCCAAAAGCAACAACGCGCCAUUCAAUCGCGCAUAGUCUCACUUCGCACAGACCUCGAUGCAGCAACCCAGGCCCUCCAGCUCGAAUCCUCAACCAAAGAUACCGAGCUCGAAGCUCUGAUCGUCAAAUGGCGCCAUAUUAGCCAGGACGCGGCGGACGAAGCGUUCGUGGGUGCUCAAGAGCGUGUUAAUAAGAUGGGAGGCAUGAAGGCUUGGAAGGAGCGUUCUAAACGCGAUGCUACGCGGUGGGAAGAGGAUGAGGAGAAACGUGAGAUUGAGCAUCUUGAUGAGGAAGAGGAGGAGUAUCGGGAUCUCGGGGGGUUGUCGGAGAUGUUGCAGAGUAGGAAGAUUGUCCAUGAGCAGGGGCGGGAGGAGAGUUCUGAUGAGGAGUUUUCUAUGGGAUAUAUGCUUAAGACUCUGCAUAUUGAUCCUAAGUUGAUCGGGUAUGAUGUGGUAGCUCAGAAAUGGAUCAAGGGUUGA
Messenger RNA from Penicillium arizonense, 753 nucleotides. Its product is annotated as putative DNA repair protein Dds20/Mei5. NCBI's taxonomy places the organism in Eukaryota, Fungi, Ascomycota, Eurotiomycetes, Eurotiales, Aspergillaceae. Bases 1 to 753 code for a protein of 250 amino acids. The record is from RefSeq and is a predicted model, not a curated record. Gene Ontology annotation, biological process: DNA recombination. The transcript is spliced from 2 exons.